AUGGGGAUGACGAUUUUAGUCGCGUCGAUGUGCGUCGCGAUUCGAGGAUGGCUUCGAGGAGGACGCGGCGUGAGUCGAGCGCCGUUGCGCAUGACGGAUGUGUGUCUGUUCUCGCCGAGCACGCCGGGGCGCCUGCGAGCGGCGCUCCCGAGGAUCGCGUCGACCUGGGGUGGGUCGAUCUCCAUAGCGGUCGUGGCGGACGUCGUUGGAGAUCCGACGCGAACGGCCAGCGAGCUCGAGGGUUUGGUGUCGACGCUGGAGGGGGAUGUGGCGCGGGUGUCCAUCGCGGUGGUCGAGAAACUGGAAGAGUUUGGCGACGACGAUCAUGAGCCGCGAUUUCCGGUCAACUUUUUGCGUAACAUCGCGAGAGAGAAGUGCAGUGAGCUUGGAGCGACGUGGGUGCUCGCGCACGACGUGGAUUUCGAGUGCUUCGCGCCGAACGCGUCCGCAUUUCUAAACGACGUCUCGAGCGUGUUGCGACCGGGUCAGAGACACGCGCUCGUGGUUCCCGCGUUUGAGCUGCAUGCGAGAUGGAGUGCGAAGAUGAAUGCGAAGCGCGAUGCGAUCAGAAAUCAUCGAAAACGCCAUACAGCGACCCUACCGGCGGUCACGGACGUCGGAACGUCCGAUGGCAAUGCGUUUCCUGCAGCAUUCUUCGAGUCGCUCAUCGAGAGAGAUCGAGAUCGAGUGAUCGAGCGUGAGAUGCGAACGCCGCUAAAUUUGACGUUUCCUUACAGUGAUCGCGAGCGAUUACGCAAACUCGUCGAUGAGAGACGUCUGAGCGCCGGAUUUCAGGUUCGGUAUUUUCCUAGAGCGCACGCGCCAUCAAAUUACAAUCAGUGGUUUUCGAACGUGACAUGCGAGCCAUAUCGAGUCGCCGCGCACAAACACCCUUGGUACUACGAGCCAUAUGUCAUUCUUCGCGCUGACAUGGCGCUGCCGUUCGAUGAAUCGUUCGUCACAUACGGUUUUAACAAGGUACAGUACGCGCACGAGCUUGCCGCCGCUGGAUUUGUUUUCUACGUGACCAAAAAUGCCCACACGGUGCACACUAAUGUUCACCUGACGCGAGCGAUGGCGAACCUUCGUGGGAAGGAUUUAGAGAAAUGCCUGACGCAUCCUGCUGGAUCGAAGGAUUACAGAAUCGCGCGCAUCGGUCACAGUUGCAUUCCGGCGUUUUUUCGUCGCAUGCAGUGCGCGUACGGCUUCACAUUGUCAUCGCUAGACUUUUCAUUGGCAGAUGACGAUGUUCCGGUCCCGCAGGAUUUACUCUUUCGUCUCCAGAGCGAUGAGAACAUCGUGUGCUACGCGGGGUGCGUUACGGAUUUGGAGGAGAGCACUCGCACACCAGGCAUCGCCACUUUUCGCGGCGGGCGCUGGACGAACGUCACGCCAAGAUCCGACGCGCGUCGACGAAAACGGGGUCACUGUGAGCGUUUUGACGGCCACAUUACUUAG
Ostreococcus tauri is the source of this 1458-nucleotide messenger RNA. Its product is annotated as unnamed product. Gene Ontology annotation, molecular function: xylosyltransferase activity; glucuronosyltransferase activity. The record is from RefSeq and is a predicted model, not a curated record. The transcript has a single exon. NCBI's taxonomy places the organism in Eukaryota, Viridiplantae, Chlorophyta, Mamiellophyceae, Mamiellales, Bathycoccaceae. The coding region runs from base 1 to 1458 and encodes 485 amino acids. Gene Ontology annotation, biological process: protein O-linked glycosylation via mannose.